ACAUUCAAUCAAAUAUACCCAAGCUAUAAACAUCGUGAUAUUUUGUAUAUCUUUUAUUUCGCAAUGGAUUUCACCGUCGCUAUUGUUGGAGCUGGUUUAAGUGGGUUGAGUGCUGCGAAGUGGUUGUGCGAAAAUGGCGCAUCUGUUACAGUUCUAGAGGCCAACGAUAGAAUAGGAGGACGUUGCUUUACAAAACUGGAUCCUAAGGUGGGAUAUGUUGAUCUUGGCGGAUCUUACAUUGGCCCCACACAAGACCAUAUUCUUCGAUUGGCAAAAGAUUUGGAAGUCGAAACUUAUUUAAUUAAAGAAGAGGAAGAUUUACUUCACUACAAUUAUGGAAGGCGAAUUCGAUCAAAAGAUGAUAACUUCAAACAUAAAAAUCCUUUCGCUGAUAUGGAAAUAAAGUAUAUUAUUAGACUUAUGGAUAAACUGAGUAAGGAGAUUCCUUAUGAUUCCCCAUGGAAUUCCCCUCACGCUGAUGAAUAUGACACCAUGACUUUUAAGGAGUUUUUGGAUAAAAAUUGCUGGACAAGUGAAGCCAAAACAUUUUUUAAGAAUAUAAUGAAUUUGAGCAUUACAUCUGACCCAUAUGAGGUAUCGUUUUUGAACAUGCUAUUUUACACAAAACAAUGUGGUGGAUUUAAGAGAUAUAUGGGUACUGAAAACGGUGCGCAGGAAAGAAAAUUCAAAGGUGGAUCUCAACAGAUAUGUGAAAAACUAGCUUUGAAAAUUAACGCCUAUAAAGGUUCGCAAGUUAUUACAAAUUCUCCAGUCAUAGGUAUAAAUCAAGAAUCGACAGAUUAUGUCACGAUAACAACCCUAAAAGGAGAAACUUUUAAGGCAAAAUAUGUCAUUUUAGCUUGUCCUCCAGUGGUUCAAAUGAAAAUUCAUUUCACUCCCCCCUUACCCCCUUUGAGAAACCAACUCCUGCAAAGGCUUCCAAUGGGCACUACUUUCAAAAAUAUACUCUAUUAUGAAACUGCAUUCUGGAAGGAAAAAGGUUUGUGUGGAACUAUAUACAUAGAAGGAGGUGAUGAACAUCCUAUGUAUUUAGCAAUGGAUGACACAAAACCUGAUGGUAGUUAUCCUGCACUUAUAGGUUUCAUUCCUGCAGACCAUUGUCGUAGCCUUCUUGAUUUAACUCCUGAACAAAGGAAAGAAAUCCUUGCCCGAAGUUUAGCUCAAGCAACUGGUUUAAACGAAUUUUUACACCCUGUUCAUUACGAGGAGAAGAACUGGAUGGCAGAACAAUAUAUCGGAGGUUGCUAUACAGCUAUAUAUCCUCCUGGCUUCUUUACUAGAUAUGGCAGAGCACUCAGACAACCUAUCGAUAGACUGUACUUCGCCGGCACUGAAACUGCUAUUUAUUGGUCGGGAUACAUGACUGGUGCCGUUGAAGCUGGUGAGAGGGCGGCUAGAGAAAUUCUGCACAGUCUGGGGAAAAUAACGAAGGACCAGAUAUGGAUAAAAGAACCAGAGUCCAAGGAUAUUGUGGCGAAACCAUUUACAUAUACUUUGUCAGAAAAGUAUUCUCCGUCUGUUGGACAAUUUCUGAAAUGGUUAGUUUUCUCGGGCAUUUUAGGAAGUGUCACAGUCGCAGCAGUGUUUGUAAAACGUUUCUACACAUGAAAUUAUAAAAUCACAUCUCACAUUUUACCCUUA
Parasteatoda tepidariorum (common house spider) is the source of this 1662-nucleotide messenger RNA. Its product is annotated as amine oxidase [flavin-containing]. The record is from RefSeq and is a predicted model, not a curated record. Gene Ontology annotation, cellular component: mitochondrion. Gene Ontology annotation, molecular function: flavin adenine dinucleotide binding; primary methylamine oxidase activity. NCBI's taxonomy places the organism in Eukaryota, Metazoa, Arthropoda, Arachnida, Araneae, Theridiidae.